This is a messenger RNA of Gasterosteus aculeatus aculeatus (three-spined stickleback), 2439 nucleotides long. The record is from RefSeq and is a predicted model, not a curated record. Lineage: Eukaryota; Metazoa; Chordata; Actinopteri; Perciformes; Gasterosteidae.
CAAUGCGUUGUCACCGGCGAUGUCGUCUAACGCCUAAACGCGCGGGUUUUACCCUAAACAACAACAACAACAACAACAACAAAAAACUCCCAUUUUUUUCUGUGACUUGAUUUCAUGCGACUUCCUGGAUCUUUUCCCGUCAAAUGAAACGCGUCGGUUUUCCGUUGGAAAAAUUCUAAAAUUAGAAUUUUCGUCGGUCCGUGUUUCGAACGUGAAUAUGGAUCUGUUUAAUAGGCGUCUUGACGUUAAAGCGAGACCAACGCGCGACGGGAAGCUCGCGGAGCAGCUAUCGGCGUGCACCUGUUAAGCUAGAUGCUAACGCUAAUGCUAACGUCCGACCGAGGCAGCGUAUCGAUCAACGACCGCGAGCGAACCCGCUGCCGUCGACUGACGCGUCACUGGACCUUUUUUUUUUCGGUUUCCUUCCUUCACGCAGAGAAAGUUUCACAACUUUCACUUUCACUUAAGGAUCCUGUUUCCCAAACUGAACGCAAGAUGAGCGUCUGCAGGCAGAGAGCCGGCGACCUGGUGGCGGCCUACAGUCGCAGUUUGGAGCAGCAAAUUGUGGGACGAGGCUCCAACCUGGCGUGUCGAGACGAGGAGGUGUGGACGCAGGCGGAGGGCCUGCUGAGGGACGCCGACGCCCAGGAGGCCCACUGCCUGGGCCUGGAUCCGCUGAGGGUGAUGGCGGAGUCGCUUGCAGCGGCGGCGGCGGCGGCGGGCGGGGCAGCUGGUGCCGGGCGAGUCCGAACCGGAGGAGGGCUGCAAGGCCUGGAGAAAGCUUUUGAGGUCCUGGAGCAGGCGGCCCUGAACCUGUACCUCGGCCCCUGGAGGGACGAGUACAAAGUAGUGAAGAUGUACUCCGGUAUGUUCACCCACUUCAUCAAGCCGGUGCUGUCGAUGCCGCAGGUCGAGAAACUGUUCGGCCUGCUGGGCUACCAGGCCAGCUCGUCCCGGAGCGAGCAGCUUCGCCUCCAGGCGCCCGCGGGCGGCGGCGGCGGCGCCGCCUCUCCGAGCGACCUCCUCUGCUUGUCGUGUGCCUUCUUCCUGGCCCGCCGCGAGUGCCGCCUCCUGCGGGCGGCGCUGGGGAAGCGCGAGGGCGACGCCCAGUGGGAGCUGAGCGUGGUGAGGGAGCGGCAGAGAGGACACGGCCCGCAGGCCGCCAUGGACAACGCCAAGAAGAGCCUGGCUUCCGACCAGCUGAUGCAGCCUUAUGACGGAGAAGCGGAGGUGGAUCUGUACACGGACCAGCACGUCAAAGGGGGUCAGCGGGAGGCGGCUCUUUCUCCCCGACGAGGACCACCGCCUCUUUUGAUCCGGGGGCCAAGGCGGGCGUCGCUGGUCGACGCGCGCGACCACCGCGGGACCGCCGGCGCCUCCUUCCAGCCUCGCUACGCGGAGGAGCCGGACACGGCGUUCCCCGACGGCCCGACCGAGAAGGUGAGCGAGUUCCAGCCGCUGUCGCUGCAGGGCGGGGGCCUCGGGCUGAGCCCGUCGCCGCCGCCGGAGGGCGUGGCGAUGUCCUCCUUGGCCCUGUGCAGCGACCCCGAGGCCAUGAUGACCCCCCGUCACCCGUUCGCCUACCACGAGUGCUGCGACCGCGGCCAGCCGGACCCGCUGGCCCUGUGCCUCAGCUGCGGCGUCUUCCACGCCGGUUCGUGCCGGGACGUCGACUUCUGCCAGACGCACCACAACAUCAAGCCGCUGGGGGUGUGCCGCUGCGGGACGGCGUGCGCCCGCAAGCCGCUGGUCCUGUGCCGCUACUGCGGCAACGAGUACUGCAGCAACUGCUGGUACCGGCGUCCCGUCACGUGCUCCUGCGGCCAAACGUUUGACCAGUCGUCCCCCGUGUGACUCGUCCGGCGAGCGGAGUCGCAGUGCCUUAGAAUGUGCUCGGCUGGAAACGACAGUUCCGGUGUUUUCUAAAAUCGAGUGCAAUGAAUGGUGGAAUGUUGUGAGUUGCGCUCUUUUCUAUUUCACUCUCGCCCUUCACUUCUUCUACUUAUCGGCCAUAUUUACUGUUAUCAGUAUUUUAAACAUUGUGUAUUGUUACCGUUUGUGCUCCUGGGUUCCUUUUCUUUUAUAUGUGUCUUAGCGUGAAGCACAAGAACGUCUGUUUUCAUCUGUAUGAAGUAAAUAAUGGUUUCCGAGGGUCACGCCACUGUCAAAGAAUGUACAACUCUGAGAGAGAAAACCUUAAAUGUAUAUUAAUAAACCACGAGGAACGCUUGUCAAGCUCUGAUUGUUAAACGGGAGACCCGCCCAGAUGAAAAGGGGCGAGCGUAACCAAGGAAACGCCGGGAAACCUCCCCGUCAUUAAUUACUCACACAAAUGAUUCUCUGUUUUGCACAGUUACUUAAAUGUUCGUUGUUUUUUGAAAAUGAAAAAAUCCAUUAUUGCCAACUUUUCUGUAAUAAAAUGUAUUCAUCAGCCUUCGU